GUGGAAUUACUUUUUCCUUUAUGAUGGCUCAAAAGUGAAGGAGGAAGGUGAUCCUACAAGUGCUGGCAUCUGUUAUUUUUACCCUCCCCAGACCAUGCCAGAGCAGCAGGAGCUGCUGUGUGGGCAGAUGGCCGGGGUUGUUCGCUGCCUCACCGAGAUCUCCGGGGCCCCUCCCAGCCUGGUCCGCCUCAGGAAGUUCAAGUUUGCCGUGGUGGUGGAUGGAGACUUUCUGUGGGUCCUGGGCUGUGCUGUGGAGCUGCCUGACGUGAGCUGCCGGCGCCUCCUGGAGCAGCUCAUCGGCCUCUUCACCUUCUACCACGGCCCCGUGCGCGGGGCAUACACGACAUUUUCCCAGGAAGAGCUGAGCAGGGAGUGGGACAGGUACAUUGAGCACAUCCAAAAAAACACCAGUGACCUCCACAGGAUUUUCAAUUCUCUCUGGCAUCUGGACAAAACCAAGGUGGAUCCCCUGCUUCUGCUGAAGGCAGCUCUCAUCCUGCAGACGUGCCAGCGCUCUCCCCAUGUCCUGGCAGGCUGCAUCCUCUACAAAGGCUUGAUUGUGAGCACCCAGCUGCCACCUCCACUCACUGCCAAAGUCCUCCUGCAGGGCAGCCGGUCCCCAGGGCAGAGUGAGCCUGGAGCUGAGGAGCUGCAGGAGCCUGACCCUCUGCUGCCGCCGGGUGUCCGAGUGCUGCCGGUGUUCCUCACUGCAGAGGAGGUCUCUGCUCUCCAGGACUUCCCCGUGGAGUGGAUGGCCAGGUCACCCAUGUCCCCAGCAGACCCCAGAGGAGAGGAGAGUGCUCUCUGCUCCCAGGCAGCUCCAGAAUCAACAGAUGCUCAUGAAAACCAAGCCCUGGAUGGAAUCUCUGUGCAGAAGUCCCAUGAGGAUGCAUCAGAAACAUUUGCCCCUGGAGAUGCUGUGCAGCUGAGCAGCCCUGCAAGUCCUCUGAUGGACUUUUCUGGAAUGGGAGCCGGCACAAGGAAUUCUUCAGCUGCAAACCUGAGUGAAGCAGGCAGUGAAAACUCAGAGCUCAGCAGGAAAACAUCCUUCCCCUCAGAGAGCGACGCAGAGCAGCUCCCAAGCCCUUCUUCGCUCCAGACUGAAUGUACUUGGACUACAGGCCCAUACCUGGAAGGCUUUUCCUUCCCCAACCCUUACUUCUGUGAGCAGGAGAGCCAGGACAAGGGGGAAUCCCCUGUGGAUUCUGACAUUGGUCACUGUGCUUCCCAAAAUUCCCUUUCAGUCAGCCACAGCCCAGCUGUUCCCUCUCCUGCCCAGGAGCUGAGAAAAUCCAGUGAGGAGGACAAGCCAUGGACUGCGAGCCAGGACCGUGUGUCUGGGGGAAGUGACAGCACAGCGGGUGACCACGGCUGGGGCUUGGAUUGUCCAGGCCCUGCUGGACACACUCAGCUCCACAACAGGAGGCAGCCACUGCUCCCAGAGCUCCAGGAGGCUCUGCCCAGUGUCCCUGCAGGGGACAGGCCAUGUCCAGGCAGCAGGGACAGGCUGGGUGGCACAGGGGCUAAGCCAGCCCAGCUGAGCCUCUACGUUCACUGCAUCCAGGGCUUGGUGCUGUCGCUGCUGGCUGAGGAGCGGCUGAGCCGCGACCACGGUGCCGUGCAGGACGUGUACCACAGCAGCCUGGCCUCCCUAAAUGGCCUCGAGGUUCACCUGAGGGAGACCCUGCCCAAGGACUCUUCAGCCUCAGCCAGGACAAACUACAGCUUCACACACUAUGACCGUGUGCAGAACGUCCUCACAGCCAACUUGCCCCACACACCUGGACCCCUAGACCGGCACUUCCUGAGGGCAGCCACCCUCAUCCACUCCGACUUCAGCCAGCUCCCCACGGCCUCAGAGGUGAUCAUCAGGAAUGCCUCCACAGCCGUGUAUGCCUGCAGGAAUCCUGUCCAAGAGACCUACUUCCAGCAGCUGGGAGCUCCCCUGCGCAACUCAGGCGUCCCCAACCCUCAUGACAGUGCCUUCAGUCUGCCCAGCAAGGCCAAGCAGAAGCUGCUGAAGCAUGGGGUGAACCUGCUGUGAGCUGCUGUGCUUGGACAACGGCUCAGCCCUGUGAAUGUUCAUCUCCAGUAAGGAAAAUCUCAGCUGUUUGUGCCUAGAGAGGCAGGAGGCACUGCCCUGCCUCUCUGGGGUCUCCAGCCUGCCUGGCCCUGAGGAAGGGACACUCCUUGCCCUCUCCUGAAGCACAUUUUGGGCUGGUGCAGGUGUCACUGACAGCAUUUACCAAAGACUGAGGACAGAAUGCAGCAUCUUGGGGCUCUUGGUUUACAUGGACUUUACAGGGACUCCUUGGUGCUCUGCAGACUCCCCAUGUGCCUUGAUCUGAGGUAAAACCUCACCUUGCUCUGAGUUACACAGCCCCCAGGCACUGCUGCCUUUCAGACAUGUCAGUCAGCCAUUGUGUGUGCCUGCCCUUGCCCUGGUCAGACUUUGGCUUUCUGUCCCUUAAUCCAUGGCAAUGAUUCUUCCAUGACGUUGUGCCUUACCUUGGUUAGCAGUGCCUGCCUGUUGUCACACGGGAGCAGAGCAAGAGCUGCAGAGCUCACAGUCCCCUUCUGGGUGCUCCCAGGAGGUUUUUACACCACAGGUGGCUCUGGAGGGAUGUCCCUGUCCCUCCACACCUCCCUGGUCAGUGAUGGUCCAGCCCAGCCCUGCCCUCCUUGUGGAUGUGCAGCCUCCCAGGGCCUGGGUAGUGGUGAUGGUGGUGGGAGUGUCCCUCAGCCUGUGCUCCCUCCCUCCUCCUGCAGGACCUCACUUCACUGCUCUUACUGCUCCAUUUGCUCACACUCUGCAGACCCCAAAGUUGCCUCUUAGCUGAUGGGACCAAAGAGGUUUUGUAUCCCCUCAGCAGCUGUCCCCUUUCUGCUCUGACAGUGUCCCCAGUCCGUGGUGGCCAGGGGGACCUGUGGAGGUGGCUGCUUACACUGAGGGAUGGAUAGCUGUGUUUGGACCCUGCUGCUGGUGCAGACACACCCCUGAGUGUGACUGUGGAAAUAAAGGAGUCUCCAAGGCUCAUCCCAGCAGCCAGA
This is a messenger RNA of Zonotrichia albicollis (white-throated sparrow), 3051 nucleotides long. Lineage: Eukaryota; Metazoa; Chordata; Aves; Passeriformes; Passerellidae. The record is from RefSeq and is a predicted model, not a curated record.